Molecule: messenger RNA, 297 nt
Organism: Alternaria atra
Lineage: Eukaryota; Fungi; Ascomycota; Dothideomycetes; Pleosporales; Pleosporaceae
Exons: 2
Coding region: 1-297 (98 amino acids)
Source: RefSeq, a predicted model, not a curated record
AUGUCGGACCAGAACAACCAACAAAAGGGCUUCUUCGGCACCGCAGCAAGCGGCCUCGGUAACACCCUAGGCGCGGCAACAAACACCGUCGGAAAGGGUGUCCAAGGUGUCACUGAUGCCACCGGCAACGUUGUCGCAGCCGGUGGUAAGGGUCUUGGUGACGCGGUGACUGGUAUUACGCAGGGUGCUGGUGAUACUACUAAAGCGGCUGGUAACUUCGUUGGCGACACCACCAAGGCUGGUGGCAAGAGUGUAGGCAUUGAGCAGAAGGGCACGAACCAGACUGGUGGACAGUAG